Messenger RNA from Exophiala bonariae, 1299 nucleotides. RefSeq lists its product as uncharacterized. Lineage: Eukaryota; Fungi; Ascomycota; Eurotiomycetes; Chaetothyriales; Herpotrichiellaceae. Gene Ontology annotation, molecular function: transmembrane transporter activity. Gene Ontology annotation, cellular component: membrane. The coding region runs from base 1 to 1299 and encodes 432 amino acids. Gene Ontology annotation, biological process: transmembrane transport. The transcript is spliced from 2 exons. The record is from RefSeq and is a predicted model, not a curated record.
AUGGCUUCUCUGCAAGCACGACCAGAAUCAUCUCUACGUACAGAAGAUAUUCCGAUACCAGCCAUCACUCCCAUUGGCAUCGAAGACAAGCCCCCGCUCUCUGAAGAAGCACCAGAAGGCGGUUCGCGUGCAUGGCUCGUUGCUGCGGGAGCGGGUUUUAUUAGCUUCUCGUCUCUUGGUUACUCAAACUCUGUGGGAGUGUUCCAGGAAUAUUAUCUAAGCCAUCAGCUCAAGGGACAAUCACCCGAUGAUGUGGCAUGGAUUGGAUCUAUUUCCGCAUUCCUCCAGUUCAUACUUGGUGCUAUCUCAGGUCCUCUGUUUGAUCGAUAUGGUGCAACGAUCAUCCGACCGGCCGCAGUGCUCCUAGUAUUCUCCAUCAUGAUGACAAGUCUUUGUGAAACGUACUGGCAAUUCAUGCUCGCACAAGGUGUUCUGGGAGGCAUUGUCACUGGAAUGCUACUCAUUCCAUCCAUGGCGGCGGUCUUACAAUACUUUGACAAAAAGAGAGCUGCUGCGCUGGGCCUGGCUGUCUCUGGUUCGUCCAUCGGCGGUGUGGUGUUCCCAAUUGCCUUGUCCAAGAUGCUAAACGACUCCAAUCUGGGAUUUGGUUGGUCGGUCCGCAUCAUUGGCUUUUUGACACUGCCCGGGUUGAUAUUCGCAUGCAUUGUCAUUCAAGCCAGGCUACCACCAAGAAAAACAAAUUUCUACAUCGCAGCAGCUUUCAAGAAGCCGACUUACAACCUCUUGCUUUGCUCCUGUUUCUUUAUGUUCACCGGCUUUUUCACCCCGAUCUUCUAUCUGGCAGUCUACGCAAUCCAAAAAGGCAUCGACCCAACACUUGCGUCUUAUCUGCUCGCUAUUCUCAAUGGUGCCUCCACAUUUGGCCGCAUCCUCCCAGGUCUUUUUGCAGACAAGUUCGGCCGACUAAAUGUCUUUGGCCUUGGCGGCAUCGUGACUGGGACCAUCAUAAUGUGCUGGACCGCAGCAACGAGUACUGCUGGUUUAGUGGUAUAUGCUGUGGUGUUCGGAUUCUGGAGCGGAACCCUUAUCUCUGGUGCUGCGGCUGCUAUGAGUUUAUGUGUGGAAGAUGCCCGAGAGGUCGGCACAUACAUGGGAAUGGGGUUUGCCGUCGCAAGUGUCGCAGUCUUGAUUGGUCCACCCAUCAACGGUGCACUUGUUCAAAAAUAUGGAGGAUUCCUUGAAGUAUCCAUAUUCAGUGGCGUUAUGUGCUUUGUUGGUGGUCUCAUAGGACUGGUCACCAAGGUUACAACACCACAAGGUCUUUUCGGAAAGGUGUGA